This is a messenger RNA of Poecilia reticulata (guppy), 5361 nucleotides long. It is a transcript of the gene six6a, whose product is annotated as SIX homeobox 6a. Gene Ontology annotation, cellular component: nucleus; transcription regulator complex. The record is from RefSeq and is a predicted model, not a curated record. Lineage: Eukaryota; Metazoa; Chordata; Actinopteri; Cyprinodontiformes; Poeciliidae. Gene Ontology annotation, biological process: eye development; regulation of transcription by RNA polymerase II. Gene Ontology annotation, molecular function: RNA polymerase II cis-regulatory region sequence-specific DNA binding; DNA-binding transcription factor activity, RNA polymerase II-specific.
AAUUUGGUCAGUUACUCAGUACUUGAGUAGAGUUUUUACCAAAUACUUUUUACACUUAUUUGAUUUACUGCCCAGCUCUGCCUUGCAUUAAACACCUCCUCUGUUAUCUUCAGCUUAAAUAAGCUAAAGCUGCACAUUGACUUUAAAUUCUUAAAUUUAACCGUUUUCAACUUUUUUCAGACUAAACGAUGGAACCACGAAGCAAACAGAAUUUUCUGCAGCUUGAAAUCAUUUUUGCACCAUUUUUGGCGCCCCUAGCAGCGCCCCUAUGUAGUGCACGCCCAUUUUUUCCUCACCGCUGUCACUUCCGGUACGUCUCAGUUUUCCUCUGGAUCCUUGUUUUUUUUCUGUUUAGCUUUGAAUAAUGUUUUGGAUUCACUUCCAACCAUCUUACUCCUAUGAUAAAAGCAAUAUCCUCCAUCAACUAGGUUCCAACAUCAUGGCUCCUGCAGCAGACGGAUCCGCUGUGCAGGAGCCAUGCGCCAUCAUUUCCUCUUUCCACGAAUCCCCAGUUAGAUACCUGACGAGAUCUUCGUUUCCUGAGGAACAGUAGAAAAACUCUUGACUCGGUUGCCAAAUACAUCUCAACCCAGACAAACGCUUCCAUCUUCAGCAAACCCUGGUUUAGGAUGAAACUUUCUGAGUGUUUCCUGCGCAGAUUAUGCUCCAGAUUUGCUGCGCAGCAUAAAUGUGCGCAGCAUAAAUGUGCUGCAGUUCUUCAUGCACUCAGCUCCACAAAGGCUCCAACAUCAUCUCCAGGAUUAAUCACUGUUUCCCGCCUUGUAGUUUCUGUGGUGAAUGCGGACACAUUAUAGAUCAAAUCAUUUACACGUGCAGACACUCAAUGCAGAAAAUGCUGACUAGAAAUAUUUUUACACCAUUUUUGGCGCCCCCUGUAGCGCAGCGCCCCUUUGUCUGGGGCGCACACACUUUUUGCUGCUACUUCCAAUACGUCUCUGUUUUCAUCUGGAUCUUUGUUUUUUCUUUCUGUUUAUCUUUGAAUAAUGUUUUGUAUUUACUCCCAUCUUAUCCAUUUUUUACUUUUGUUUAUUCAUUUUUUAAGUUUUCUAUGGUUGUUGCUUGGAUCGUCUGACCCACUGCGUCCAUUUCUUACCUUUUACAAUCUGCAUAUUACGUUUGGACCAGCAUUUUUCUCCACACUCUUAAUUUGAACGAGUUUUAAAACCCUUUUUGUUGUUUCAGCUGAUAAUUGUCUCGUUAAAAACUCCGCUUAGUUCUUCAGCAGAAUUGGAUUUGUGUAAGAAAUGACAACUACAGACUGAUUCCACACUUUUACUCUAGUUUUGUCGUUUGUUUAUUGAUAAUUGUUUGGUAAACAUCUGCGUUAGAGCAUUGACGUUGUUCUCUAACGCGACAAUAUUUCGCUUGCAGCAGCACUCCUUUUCUCUAUUUAUUCUUAUAUGAAAGCUAGCGGCUCUUCUUAAACUUUACAGACGAUUUUAUUGCAAAAACAGAUUAAAAACAACAAUUUUAAACGCUUAAAAAGUUUUACAGUAUCUCUCAAUUUCUGUUUUUGAAACAAAAUGCUUUUGUGAAAUAACUUCUAUCACAGAUUUGAUUGAUUUUUCUGGUGUUUCUUUCUAUAAUCAGCACUUCAGUGCGCCAAAAAAAAAAGAGAAAAAAAGACAUAAUAAAAACCAACGCAAGAAACAAGUCGUGCUGUUGUUUGAAGGCUGCAGCAAUGGCUCUAUGAUUCAUGGAGUAAACGGCCAAGAAAGGGGAAAAAAUAGUCGUCUUUGAAUGAGAUGCACUGUGUUGUUGUAGUGAAUGUGCGGAGAUAUUGGUGUCAGGAGGCCUGUCUCCUGCUGACACAGUGACACAGGCCUGGACGCACACAAACAGCCAGCCUCGCAUCACUUGAGCCGCAAAUUAAUCUUUACACAAAUAGAAGGUUACAUGAAACAUAGUAAAUGCAAGCGAAAGGUUACCAUGAAUGUGGGCAGUAAAUGAAUAAAAGCGGAUGAUUUGCAAGGUUUUCAGCGCGUAAACUUAGAUGAACGCUGGAUUAUAAAAGCAGAAAAUCACUUUGAGGUGAAAAGAAAAGCACACAGAUCAUCUUUUGUUCUUUUAUAAAUGUUUUAAAUUGGUCCUGCAUAUAAAGCUUUGUGUACUGCUGUUAUUUGCGACCCUACGUUUAAGAGAUCCAAGCUCAUAUUUAAUAGAUGCUUCUUCUAUAGCAUUGCAGUCCUGGUGAAUUCAGAUUGGGGCCGGAUGCCUGCAGACAUUAAAGAUUUACUGACAGCUAAAUAUUUCAGGACGGCACCUUGUCAGUCGCCCUCACAAUUUAUCCCCCCUUCGUCUGAUGGAGGCUGCCAUCCUUUAUUUACACCCGGUUGAUUAAAUGUGGGCGAAAGCAACUGAAAAGUUAAUUUUCUUAAUUAUAAGCUCUUUCUUAACGCAGUGAAGUGUGGGCGCUCGUUUUAUUUUGUUGUUAUUUUGGGAGAUUUUAAUGUUUGGUGUUGAAUGAACCGGUAUGAGCAGCAAUUUAUUGCAUUUCGUAACUGAGUCAUGAAAAAAUAAAUAAAUAAGAAAAUCCCGAAAGGGUGAAAUUAGAGGGAGUGUGCGGCGAGUGCGCGCACGCGUCCUCUCUCCCUCUCUCUCUCUCUCUCUCUCUGGAGAGGGAGAGAGAGAGUGAGUGAGUGGAGGGGGGUAUCUGUGAAAAUAAUAUCAGGCUUUUCCGUCAGAAUGAACUUUACUACUGUAUCCAGCCAUGAAAUAAUCUGACCCGACACUUCAAACCAUCUGCGCUAUCUAUCCGCCCUCUUAUUUACUAAAUCAGCCUGCGCACAAAACGGAGUGUGUCUGAUAGCCCACUAAAAAACCCGAGGAGCCUGCCGGGGCCGUCAUAAUCCCACACACACACACGGACACACACAUAUUCCUCCUCUGUUGUUGUGUUUUUUGCGCAUCACAAACUGAACGCUGUCGACACUGAUGGAGGAAAAUAAAGAAAACAUUAAUUACAGACAGGAAGUCUGUUUUCUUAUUUGUUCAACAAACAUAAAAAAAAUGGAGCUCGAAAUGUAAAUAUUGGAGAGAUGAAGAUUUAAAAAAGCAAAAAUAAAAAUUGGUGAGAUUAUUGUGAAAUAGGGAAUCUAACCGAAUGCAAAUUAAACACCGAGCGAAAUGAUGCGUAAGGCUGCGUUAUAAAUCCCGGUGAUCAGCCUUAUCGCCACAGGCUCUGGCUAAAUAUGAUAUUGCCUGUUUCAUUCUGACAUUAUCUUUUUUUUUUUUUUAUCUUGGGGGCAGCAGUGCUGUUUGUUUUCUGCGCAGUUGUGUCAUUUCGCCGCGUAAAGCCGCCUUAACGUUAAACCGGCUGUGCGUCUGUCCGCAUAUCCGCUGCGCACACUUUGUGCGACAUAAAGAAGGCGCAUACAGGGAAGGAAGGACAGAAGGGAAGAAGGAAGGAAGGAAGCGUCGAAACGUUUCAGGACGCGCAGCAAAAUAAAAAAAAAGGGUCAAAAUGUUGAUAUUGUGUUUGAAAAGGGAGGCGCUGAGCUCUCCUUUCCGCCCGAUUGGCCGGACUUGACAGUGAUUGACGUGCAUCCAUGGCAACCGCGCAGCCAAUCUGCCAAGUCCAAUAGAAAAUCAUCGGAGGGGGCCUGACUAGCUUUUUCUCUCCCCCCUCCUCACCCCUCCCUUAAAAAUACAUCUCAGCUCCGGCUUUAAUUCUUCCCUGCAUUCAGUCCCAGGCUACCUUGAAAAAUACACCGCCGCUCGGGCUUUAAAGGCUCCAGCAUCUUCGGCCAAGUUCACCGCGGCGGAGUGAGGAUGCGGUAGCCGAGGCCCCGCACAGCAUCGUCCCUCCUCAGCGGCGCUUCCCUCGGCUGCUCAGACGGGUUGGUCCGCUAACUUUGGGAUUUGCCUUGGUUUUUCUUUUUUCUUCUUCUUCUUCUUUCUUUUUUUUUUUUUGGGGUGCCUUGGAUUGCCUCGGCGCACGGAGAGAAGACGCGGAGGAAAGAGAGAGAGAGAGAGGAAAAGAGAGCGAGAGAGAGAGAGGAGGGGGAGAGUGGAAACCCAGGAGAAGCCUCCAUGUUUCAGCUGCCCAUCCUGAAUUUCAGCCCCCAGCAGGUCGCCGGGGUCUGCGAGACUCUGGAGGAGAGCGGCGACGUCGAGCGCCUCGGCCGCUUCCUCUGGUCGCUGCCCGUCGCGCCUGCGGCCUGCGAGGUCCUCAACAAGAACGAGUCGGUGCUGAGGGCCCGGGCCGUGGUCGCCUUCCACACCGGCAAUUUCCGCGAACUCUACCACAUCCUGGAGAACCACAAGUUCACCAAAGAGUCGCACACGAAGCUGCAGGCGCUGUGGCUGGAAGCGCACUACCAGGAGGCUGAGAAGCUGCGGGGCCGCCCGCUGGGGCCCGUGGACAAAUACCGGGUCCGGAAGAAGUUCCCGCUGCCCAGAACCAUCUGGGACGGAGAGCAGAAGACCCACUGCUUCAAGGAGAGAACCCGGCACUUGUUGAGAGAGUGGUACCUGCAGGAUCCGUACCCGAACCCCAGUAAAAAGAGGGAGCUAGCGCAGGCUACUGGACUCACACCCACACAGGUGGGAAACUGGUUUAAGAACCGGAGACAAAGAGACAGAGCGGCGGCUGCGAAGAACAGGCUACAGCAGCAGGUUCUCUCCGGCGGCUCGGUUCGCUCCUUGGCGGAUGAGGACGGCACGGUGGACCGCUUAGGGAACUCCUCCAGCCCGGAGGCCAGCCUGUCCAGCAAGGCGGCCGCCUCGGCCAUCUCCAUCACCUCCAGCGACAGUGAAUGUGACAUCUGAGCAGCGCGAACUGACCGAUUAAAGGGGGAAAAGACAAUCUAAUAAAACAAGUAACAGUGCCUGCGUCGAGUUAAAACACACAGACACACACACACAGACACACACACGCAUACAAACAUACCCACACACACACACUGACAUUUGACGGCUGCCAAAACAUGAGGGGACCCGCCAUUCGUGGGUGCCAUUUCAGGCCUAUACGUUUGUUUGCGUGGAAACUGAAACCGGACAUUUCACGGACUAAUAGCGCUUGAAGAUGAAAUUUUUAAAAAAGGGACAGAAAUAUAUUAAAAAAAGAAAGAAAGAAGGAAUGAAAGGAGAGAUGAGUGUCCAUCCAAACUGGCCUGACCUGCUGUUCUCUGUGGGUAUUUCAUGUUGAAAAGAAGAACUGUGAUAUUUUUACUUUAAAGUUUUAUAAAUAAUGUUUAUUUGCUUAUUUAAAACGAUCUGCUCUAUUGUCUCUUCGAGUUUCAUAUUCAUUUGCUUGGUGUUUUUAAUACAUACCUUGUACACAGGUGAACCUGUUGAGCAUGCGCGCUUUAGUGACAUUGUGUUUCAGUAAAAAAAAAA